AUGUAGGCCGUUAAAGGAAGCUUAAUUUAUAAGAGCACCAAUUAUUUUAUCAAGAAGAUCUAAAAUUGUCGUUACCCUCGUUCUAGACGGACGCUUAGAUCUCUGUUAAACAAACAAAAUGUGUUUCAAAAGAGUGUAAAAGUUAUUUUGUUCUUAAUUAAAGCCACGAUGGCGUCAGGAUUUGCUACCUUGAAAAGAGGCAGCAUCCAAAUUCACAGAGCUGCCAAAGUUGUCAACGAUCAAAUAGGCUCCCGACAAAUGCUAGCCGUAUUUGUGAUAACUGGGUACGUUCUGUGCGGAGUCGUUGAACAAAGUGCUUCUGUAGCUCUAAGGGCAAACAGUACUUCCACUUAUUCAGAGGCCGAAUUUGCGGAAUAUGUGGAAAACACUAGUUACAUCACAAGGUACUGCCAACCUCCGUCUAACAAGUCGACGGUGCAUGUCGUCAGGUCCAUUCCACAUAUAGAGAUUCCAAUGACCCGAACGGACGAGACCGAGGCCGUUCUUCGCCAAGCUUUCAUGUGGGGUAGUUUAGUUUCCCCUUUAGCGGCUAGCAGGGUAGCAGCACGGGUAGGAGCCGAGCGUCUUUUUGGAGCCGGAGUUCUUGGGACUGGAGUAGUCGCGAUUAUGGUUCCUGCAGCUUGGCUCACACCAGGCCAUGUCGCUAUUAGAAUAAUCCAAGGGAUUUUUGUGGGGGCUACUUUUCCCGCCGCUCACAUGCUAGCAGUAACUUGGAUUAAGACAAAACACGUUAGUGCUUUCAUUUCAUUGUAUACAGCUGUAAAUUUAGGGUACGCUGUUGUUGGAAUUUUGGGAACGUUAUUAGUUAGAAGUCUUGGCAGAGACUGGCUCAGUUAUGUUAUUGCUUUGUCGUCUUUUCUUUGGUACUUUUUGUGGUGGAGGUUUGUCGAAGAGUCGCUACAUCCAAAUCGACCAAAGCGUGAUGAACAUAGAAAUUUACCUUGGAGAAGAUUACUAACCUCUAAACCUGCAUGGGCUUGCGGAAUUGCGGUAGUUGGAAGCCAAUGGGCAGACGCCACUCUCAUGCUAGGGGUCACCAAGUACCUUAAGUUAGUGUACGGGUUCUCCAUAGAAUACCAAGACAUUCUCCAGUCGUUACCACACAUUGGGCACUUUCUUGCAGCCAUUGCUUUUGGUAUAAUAGUGGACCACGUGAGAGAAUCGGGUGUGGUUUCCACAACAACAGCAAGAAAACUAUUUGUGUACAUUUCUCACUUUCCUCCUGCGGCUUUAAUGUUCGUGUUAGGGUACACAGGGUGCGAUCCUGCUGCUCCUGCAGCUUUAUAUACCGCCGCGUUAGCACUAACAGCAGCAACACCAGCAGGAGUGUUUGCUAGUGCUGCAGACAUAGCACCGAAUUUUGCAGGGACUGUUUUCGGGCUUUGUCAGACGGUUGGUGCAGCUGGACUUCUCGCAGCCAAUUACGUCGUGUCAGAAGGUCUACACGGCUCAUUUGCAGGUUGGUGGAGACUAGUGUUUGGCGUUUCGUCUGCGGUACUUUUAACAACGGCGGCCUUUUUUAUGGCGAUGGGAAGUGGGUCAGUUCAAGACUGGAACUUGCCCGGUGAUAUUGAACCAGAGUUGGAACCUAUCGAGGAACCAUCUAGACUAGACUCUGUUCUUGAGUAAGACACAAGAAAAAUGAGAUCGUGCGACAAGUGCUUUUUACAUCAUUAUCAUAUUACGACAUGUAAAUUAGAAAAUGAAACUCUUUGAAUAUUCA
This is a messenger RNA of Zophobas morio, 1744 nucleotides long. Its product is annotated as sialin-like. Bases 169 to 1650 code for a protein of 493 amino acids. The transcript has 9 exons. Gene Ontology annotation, biological process: transmembrane transport; monoatomic anion transport. The record is from RefSeq and is a predicted model, not a curated record. Gene Ontology annotation, molecular function: transmembrane transporter activity. Gene Ontology annotation, cellular component: membrane. Lineage: Eukaryota; Metazoa; Arthropoda; Insecta; Coleoptera; Tenebrionidae.